UCGUUUCAUAGCAGGACGUUGAGAGAGGUUCAGACUCUGGCUGGCACACAAAAUCCCACUCUCUUCUUCAUCGUAGCAAGGAAAUGAAAAAGAACAACAAAAUGAAGAUAGUAACGUACAACGUGAACGGGCUGAGAUCACGCAUUUCGCAGUUCGGAUCCCUCCACAAAUUGCUCAAUUCCUUCGACGCCGAUAUCAUCUGCUUUCAGGAGACCAAGUUGAGAAGGCAGGAGCUAACGGCGGACAUGGCUGUGGCGGAGGGAUACGAAUCCUUCUUCUCGUGCACCCGCACGUCUGAUAAAGGUCGAACGGGCUAUUCCGGUGUUGCUACGUUCUGUCGCGUAAAGUCGGCGUUUUCGAGCAACGAAGUAGCACUGCCCAUUGCGGCGGAGGAGGGCUGCACAGGACUUGUUGGAAAUUCUCAGAAUGGAAAAGGCGAAGUGUGUGAAGCAGCGGAAGGCCUUGAGGGGGAGUUUGCGAAAGAUGAGCUUCUUAAGGUUGACAGCGAGGGGCGUUGUGUUAUCACAGAUCAUGGCCAUUUUGUUCUUUUUAACCUGUAUGGGCCCCGAGCUGAAUGUGAUGACACCGAAAGGAUCCAAUUCAAGCUUACAUUUUUCAAGAUAUUACAGAAAAGAUGGGAGGCUCUCUUGCGUAAAGGAAAGAGGAUAAUUGUUGUUGGUGAUCUCAACAUUGCACCCACAGUAAUGGAUCGUUGUGAAGCUGGACCAGAUUUCGAGAAGAAUGAAUUCAGAAGAUGGUUUAGAUCUAUGCUAGUGGAAUCUGGAGGCUCUUUUUCUGAUGUUUUCAGAACAAAACAUCCUGAUAGAACGGAAGCAUACACAUGCUGGCCACAAAAUACAGGCGCUGAAAUAUUUAACUAUGGCACCAGAAUUGACCAUAUUCUAUGUGCUGGAUCAUGCUUACAUCAACAGCAUGACCUGCAAGGUCAUGACUUUAUGACUUGCCAUGUUAGCGAGUGCGACAUACUGACACAGUACAGACGAUGGAAACCUGGAAAUACACUUAGGUGGAAAGGAGGGCGAAGCAUCAAACUGGAAGGUUCUGAUCAUGCUCCUGUUUUUACAAGAUUGCUAGAAAUUCCUGAUAUUUCUGAACAUAGUACUCCAAGUUUAUCUGCUAGAUAUAUUCCCAUGAUUCAUGGCGUCCAGCAAACUCUUGUGUCAGUCUUAACAAAAAGGCAACUUGCUGUACAAAUUAAAUCCUGUGAGAUGUCAAGUUCACUUUCAAAUGAAAAUAUCACGAUAGAGAUUUGCAAUGAGGGAGUGAAAAAAUCAUUGGACAACUGCAGUAUAUCUGGUACAUCCUCUGUUGAAUUUUGUUCUUCUUCAAAGCAAGAAUAUGAAGGUCUCAUUUCUAAUACAGAUGAGUGUUCCAGAGGUUUCGCUGAUGAUGCUGCUUGUAACACCUUGAUUACGCCAGGAAGUGAGUGUAGUAAAUCAAUGCCCAGCCACGAAACCAAGAAAAAAGCAAGAAAAAGUCAAUGGUCCCAACUCUCACUCAAAUCAUUUUUCCAGAGAAGUCCAAACCCUAGCAACAGGGCUGAUGACUCUAAUACUGAUUUUUUAAUCAGUCAGGCAGAUGUCCCACAGGCUGGUAAUCACUCCAAUGAAACUCCUGUGGUGGAUGUUCAAUGCAGCAGUUCCCAGCAGUGUGCGUUGAAUUCAAGUGCAUCCACUCAGGAUCAAUAUGAAUUAAAUUCCUGUACUUUUGAGAAAGAGAAAACUAAUGCUGCUUUACUGGAGUGGCAAAGGAUACAGCAAGUCAUGCAGAAUAGCAUGCCUCUUUGCAAGGGCCAUAAUGAACAAUGUGUUGCACGGGUAGUGAAGAAACAAGGCCCUAAUUUUGGUCGCAGAUUUUAUGUCUGUGCUCGUGCUGAGGGACCUGCAUCUAAUCCUGAAGCAAAUUGCGGUUACUUCAAAUGGGCUGGCUCAAAAUCUCUGCCCAAACGAUGAUUUUAAAGAUUUCAUAGUUUUGAUUGAAGGAUUAAGCGGUCCAUAUCCUUCCUAUCUUCGUCUCCUAAAUGGUCCUGCACUGACAAUGUGUUUUUGUAAUUAAUAUCUUUUUUUUUUUUUUGGUGCAAGUUAAUUCAUAUCUUUCUGUAUUGAAGGAUCAUGCAGUUUUUAUCGGGCACCGAGCAUAUGCUUCUGUGAUGCAAAACAUGCAAAUUAAUAUUUAAACAUAG
This is a messenger RNA of Corylus avellana, 2203 nucleotides long. RefSeq names its product endonuclease/exonuclease/phosphatase family protein. Gene Ontology annotation, molecular function: double-stranded DNA 3'-5' DNA exonuclease activity; DNA-(apurinic or apyrimidinic site) endonuclease activity; phosphoric diester hydrolase activity. The record is from RefSeq and is a predicted model, not a curated record. Lineage: Eukaryota; Viridiplantae; Streptophyta; Magnoliopsida; Fagales; Betulaceae. Gene Ontology annotation, cellular component: nucleus. Gene Ontology annotation, biological process: base-excision repair.